AUGGCUAUCCUCACCAAUGGCACAUCGAAACCCAGCACGCAGCUCUGGAAGAACCCGUCUCCGAGAUCAACGCCCAUGUGGGACUUCCUGCUUACCGUCAACAAAAAGCACAACUUGCAAUUGAACAGCUACGAAGACCUCCACGCAUGGAGCAUCAGCAACAUCGCGGGCUUCUGGGGCGAGGUAUGGCAGUACACGGGCGUGAGAGCUUCGAAACUGUAUACAGAGGUUGUCGAUGAAAGCCUACCUAUGUACCCGCGGCCAUCAUUCUUCUCGGGAGCUGAGCUUAAUUUCGCGGAGAACCUGCUAUUCCCCGCUCACGAUGUCGACCCGAACAGUCCUGCGGUGAUAGCAGCAACGGAGACCACGCGUGAGACGGUCAGCUGGGCAGAGCUAAGGGAACAAGUGAAAGAAUGCCAGGCCGGGAUGCUGGCCAUAGGGUUGAAAGUGGGCGAUCGAGUGGCGGGAUACGUUGCUAAUCACACCAAUGCUUUGGUAGCAAUGCUCGCAGCUACGUCGCUGGGAGGCAUAUGGACAGCCGUGAGCCCUGAUACAGGCGUGCACGCCGUGCUUGAGAGACUGCGGCAGAUUGGGCCAAUGCUGCUAUUCACGGACAACGCAGCAUUCUACAAUGGCCGUAGUCACCCUGUCCUCCCUAAAGUGGCUGAGAUAGCUGCGGGCCUCCCAACGCUCCAGGCUGUAGUCGUCUUCCAGACGGUGGCACCAGUCGAGACAGAUCUGAACUCGAUAAAAAUUACAUCCGGGAAAGCAUACACCUACGACGCGUACAGACGCCUCCAGGCUCCCCCAUCGACCCUCACUUUCAAACAACUACCCCCCGAUCACCCCGUCUACAUUCUCUACAGCAGCGGGACAACAGGUGCACCGAAAUGCAUCGUCCAUGGCGCCAUCGGUACUCUGCUCCAACACAAAAAGGAGCAUCUCCUCCACUGCUCGAUAACCCCUGGCUCUCGCCUCUUCUACUAUACGACCUGUACCUGGAUGAUGUGGCACUGGCUCGUUUCCGGGCUGGCAAGCGGUGCGACUCUCGUCCUCUACGACGGCUCGCCCUUCCGCACCAUCUCACCCUCCGAUCCCUCGACUUCAAUACCAAACGACCUCGCGAUGCCGCUCCUCGUCGAGGAAGUUGGCAUAACGCACUUUGGCACCUCAGCGAAGUACCUCUCCGUGCUGGAGCAGAAAGCCCUAGCACCAACGAAAAUACUGUCACUGAAGACGCUCAAAGCCAUCUACAGCACCGGCUCCCCCCUCGCCCCCUCCACCUUCUCCUACAUCUACUCCGCUUUCCCCUCCACCAUAAACCUCGGCAGCAUAACCGGCGGCACAGACAUAAUCUCCCUCUUCGGCGCGCCCUCUCCGCUCAACCCCGUGCACAUCGGCGAGAUCCAAGUCUCGGGACUCGGCAUGGCGAUCGCAGCCUGGGACUACACAGGCGCAGAUAUCACGGCCACCGGCGAGGCAGGCGAUCUCGUCUGCACCAAACCAUUUCCCUGCCAGCCCGUCGCGUUCUGGGGCCCGACUGGGGAUGCGAAGUACCGCUCCAGCUACUUCGAGGCUUUCCCAGAAAAAAGCGUGUGGCACCAUGGCGACUUCGUGCGGUUCAACCCCAAGACUGGCGGCAUUUUCAUGCUGGGCCGGAGCGAUGGGAUCCUCAAGCCCGCUGGCGUGCGUUUUGGAAGCGCGGAGAUCUAUAACGUGCUUCUUGAGCAUUUCGCGGAUGAGGUGGCGGACGCGUUGUGUAUUGGGCGACGGCGGGAAGAGGAUGCUGAUGAGACCGUGGUGCUAUUUUUGAAGAUGGCGGAGGGGAAGGAGUGUGAUGGGAAGUUAGUAGAGAGGAUAAAGGCGGCGGUGAGGAAGGGGCUGAGUGCGAGACACGUGCCGGGGAUUAUUGAGGCGUGUCCGGAGAUUCCGAUUACGACGAAUGGGAAGAAGGUAGAAGGAGCUGUCAAGCAGAUUCUUUGCGGGUUGAAUGUGAAGACCAGCGCGUCGGUGGCGAAUGCGGAGUGCCUUGAUUGGUAUCGGGAUUGGGCGAAGACACACGCUUGA
Mytilinidion resinicola is the source of this 2067-nucleotide messenger RNA. RefSeq names its product acetoacetate-CoA ligase. Gene Ontology annotation, molecular function: acetoacetate-CoA ligase activity. The record is from RefSeq and is a predicted model, not a curated record. Gene Ontology annotation, biological process: lipid metabolic process. The transcript is spliced from 3 exons. NCBI's taxonomy places the organism in Eukaryota, Fungi, Ascomycota, Dothideomycetes, Mytilinidiales, Mytilinidiaceae. Gene Ontology annotation, cellular component: cytosol. Bases 1 to 2067 code for a protein of 688 amino acids.